Triplophysa rosa is the source of this 3463-nucleotide messenger RNA. RefSeq lists its product as uncharacterized. The coding region runs from base 721 to 2706 and encodes 661 amino acids. The record is from RefSeq and is a predicted model, not a curated record. NCBI's taxonomy places the organism in Eukaryota, Metazoa, Chordata, Actinopteri, Cypriniformes, Nemacheilidae. The transcript has 15 exons. Gene Ontology annotation, molecular function: ubiquitin-protein transferase activity.
GGCUUAAUACGCGACGCCAGAGGAAGUGAAAUGGCAUAUGGGGAAUUGCUAUUGCGAUUUAAAUUUGGCAGGGUCGUAACUCGUAAGACACAGGUAAUUCAUUUGCAAAUAGACUUUGCUUUUCCUUUUGAAAUUUGGCAGACAUUGUACGUUCGCGUAAAUGCAAAUGAAAACGGUUUGCAUUUGCGUUUGAAUUAUGUCACAAUUUUGACACGACAAAUAGAAAACGCAUUUGCAAAUGCAGUGUGCAAUUACUUUUUAAUAUAGUCCGCAGAAUAACUCCAUAGUCUUGUUUAGUCUUUAGUCUUGUCUGUGUAUAGCCCAUGUUUUAUGAAAUAAAAUCACUGUCAAAAAUAAACGUACGUAACUGAAAGAAUUUGUGUGUAAUAUUAUUUUACUCGUGCGUAAUUUAAAAAAGUGUAUGUAAUUCAGCUUUUUGUGAGACUUGAUUCCAAAAUCGUCGGCCAAGACAAUUUACAAGUACGACAUUUUGGUUUGUUUGUUAGAGUACAACUUAAGAUUCUACGACUAUGACAUUUUACAGACACAACCACAACUCUUUCACAUGCACGAAGUGCGAAUUACGAACACGCAGCGCUGUGCGCGAAGAGACUGUCAAAAAUACGUCAUCAAGGUCACAGGCAUUACUAUCAGAGGGAAGAUUGAUCGAUUCCAUCCACGUAGUGCGCAUGCGUCCCCGCUUAAACCACUAGCGCCAAAAUGACAGCUCAACAGCCAAGCGCUCACUCAUCGUCUCAGGCACCAUUAGGUGACAUCUUAAGCACAGCACAGAAUCUAGUGUCGAUGUUGACCGACACCUUAAGUUCGCCAGGGAACGUGAGGCCACUCAGACAGGGCAGGCCUAAUUCAGCAGAGCUUGGUGUUGGACAACAGAAAGAGGGGGACCAGUCAAGUUUCAGUGGACAGUCAGCACAACAAGAAAGAAGGUCCAAGUCAAACUGCCAUCAUGGGCACUCAGUACAGCAAGAAAUGGCUAGGUCAUUCCCGGGAUUUUUCCGAAAGGAAGUAAGGGGUAAAAAACGUUUUGGACCAUAUAAACGCCCAGAGAAAAGCUUGUUAAUGGUUUUUUUCCUACUUGACCAACAAUAUGAAAGAACACCCAAAGGAGAGUCAGAACUAGAACUUACACUUGCAGGACUUGGGAGAAGAUCAUUAACUAUAACAGAAAACAUCACUCAUUCAGAGCUGUCAGAGGUGCUUGUUAAUGCCUAUCCAAAACUGGCAAAUAUCUGUGGAGGAUGGUUACUGCACAAGUGCUCUGGUGGAGGUGGGCAGCGGAAAUUGAUCGUCAUCCCUCCUGACCCAGAUGGAUAUAAUGGACAGCAGUUAAAAGCAGUGAGCAGCAAUGGGAAGUGCACAAUGUAUAUAGUUCCACUGCAAGAGCAAAUCGACACAACUCCAUUACCACCUGAUGCAAAAGAAUUCGAGAAAAUGCCCAAAGCCCAGUGUACAAUGUGCAGCCAAAUGGUUCCUCUUCAGUGCCUUCCAAUGCAUAUAAAGAGCUGUGAGAUGAAAUGGGUGGAUCUGUGUACCUCAAGUGAUGAUUCAAUGGAGAAGACCCCACAAGAAGACAAUUCAAGUUAUGUUGACACUUUGAAAGAGGAAUUGGAAAAAUCACCAGAAUUUGAAAGUUGUGAUUCAUAUAUAAAUGAAGUCUGGACAGAGAAGACUGCAGAGUGUCCACUGUGCAAGGACAUAUUUAAUAGUGAUGUUAUUGAGAUACACGCAGCCCACUGUGGAUUACGAACAGCAGAAUAUCAUGAAACUGAUAUGAUCAACUUAACUGAGCCAAUGAAUACACUUCAAAGUUCUGGGGAGAUUUUAAAUUGGAUAAGCAGUAAAGUUGAUCAAACCAACACCUUUCCCAUCUGCGUUUCUCGGAGUGACAUCUUUAAAAGAGGCAUGCAGCAGUGGCAGCGUCAAAAGAAAACUUCUCCAAAAUGCAGACUGAAGGUUACCUUUUUUGGCGAAGCAGGUGUUGACUCUGGUGCUCUUAGCAAGGAGUUCCUAACAGAAAUGAUUGCAGUCAUUGAAACGAGACUGUUUAUCAGUGGUGUAGAUAAAAGAGGGAAAAAUCCUGUCUAUUGUCUCAACAGCUUGGAUCGUAACUACUCAGGAGUGCAGGAGAAAUCAUGGCAGUCAGUCUGGCACAAGGUGGACCACCACCUGUGUUUUUGCGCGAGUGGUGCUUCCAAUAUCUUUGCUCUGGAGAUCAUGACAGUAUACGGGUGUCUACCAGUGAUGUCACAGAUUUGGAAUUUUCACUGCUUAUUGACAAGGGCCAUUGUUCUACAUUCCACUAUGAGAGUUGUUCCAAUGCUAGAGCAGCUUCGAAAAGGCCUACAGCUCUAUGAUCUCCAGAAGGUCAUGGGAAUGCAUCCAGACCUAUGUCUACCACUGUUUGUACCAGGGGAAAAAGAUGACCGGGUGGAUGCAGCCUUCAUUCUGGAAAAUUCCCACCCCGUCUUCAGUGAGAAAGGUUCCGUGAAAUACAGCAAAGAAAUCAAUGUAAUGAACUUUCUCCAGGACUUCCUACAGGAAAUUGAAGAUUGUGGUGAACAAAUGACUGCUGGUAAAGUUAUGCAAUGGAUGACUGGCCAGAGACAUAAGCCUAUUCUUCCCAGCGACCAGAAGGACUUCAACAUCACUGUGACACACUUCAUACUAUGUGUUUUCCAACUGUAAGCGCAUGUACUCGCACAAUUACAUUUCCCACAGCUCACCCGAAAACACUGAAUGAGUUUAAAAGUGUUAUGGGAAUGGCUAUAAAAUAUGGCGAGUCAUUUGAUAAUGUUUAAAAUGUCUUUGAUAUUGAAAUCAAUGUUCAGCUUCUCUUUGAGUCAAUGUUUCUUAGACAGUAUGUGACAAGAGAUUUUUCAUGUUAAUGAAUCGAUACAAAAUAUUGAGUGUUGUGACAUUUCAUUUACAAAUUUAAUUUGUAAAAUGUUUAUUGGCACAAAAGCAGCAUUUGACAGUAGUAUCUUCAUGUUAAUAAAACAAUUCAAAUUCAAUUCAUUUUUAGAAUGUUCAAUUACAAAUGACUUACAUUCAUUACAGUCACAGUUGUUAACAUGUACACAAUGUUUGUUAAAUGAACAUUUAAAAUGAUCUCACACAGCUGUUUGUGUAUUUAAAGACUUUCAAAAUAUUGAACCAAAGAUAUAUAAAUAUCUCUGCCAUAACAGUCAGAUGUUGCAAGAGGAUUAAACAUGGAUUUUACGGUUUCCAUCAGAGCAGGAGUGAGUGGGCACUCAAUUUCUGGAACUUGAACUCCAACAUCAUCAUCUGUCACACAAUCGAAUGUCUCCCAGUCUGUUCCAAACAGUUGCAAAUUCUUAAAUGAAAUAAAAAAAAUACUUUAUGCUUGAGUUAUAUUGUCAAAUUGUGUUUUUGCAUGAUGCAGAGAAAAAAACAAACCUGCGAAUUCUCUUCAUCGUCACCA